Molecule: messenger RNA, 2915 nt
Organism: Hippocampus comes (tiger tail seahorse)
Lineage: Eukaryota; Metazoa; Chordata; Actinopteri; Syngnathiformes; Syngnathidae
Exons: 11
Coding region: 408-2399 (663 amino acids)
Biological process (GO): protein linear deubiquitination
Cellular component (GO): cytoplasm
Molecular function (GO): cysteine-type deubiquitinase activity
Source: RefSeq, a predicted model, not a curated record
UUUCUCUCUCCGGCACCAGCCCCCCAUACCACACGCCCACCACCUUUUUUUAAAUUUUAAUUUCUUUUUUAUACACUGUAUAUCACAAACAACAUAAUGUCCCACUCGCGUGAGUACAAAGGAGCUCCAGCGCGGCGCUGGAGUUCCUAAAGCAGCCGCGUCGAGAGGACCGGGCGGGCGUGUUGAUUUGUGUGCUGGAAGUUUCCCAAUGAGCUAGCACUAGCCGGCUAGUUAGCUUCACUUGGGCGAAGCAAAAGCCAAAGCAGCAGCAGCUGCGUUUCAUGCUACCUGUCAACCUUGGACGCUUUCUACAGUCUUCUCAGGCAUGAGCGUCCUGGUCCAGCCGCAUUCCUAGGACCCGAGGUGACGCUGUCAGGCCCCGCACUUGUGUUGACGGGAGCACUCCAAUGGGGGGCUGCUGCUUUCGUCCUCAGCGUCCCUCUGGCAGUGCAGAGGAGCGAAGCGGUUUGCUAAAAGAUGACACCAAGGCCGCUUCGCCCACGGGCUACUUGGCAGGAACGGUCGGGGGUACGUGUGGCCCGCAAGGAGACAACAACAUAAGGAAGAUGACUGACACGGUGCCGUUAAAAGUGGAGGACACCGAUGACGUGCAGUUGAAGCUUCCCAAAUCAGAUGUGUCUGAGUAUAUGGUUGCGCAGGAAAAUGGAUCCUUACUGGAGGAAGCAGCGCACGUGUCCGACAAAGCCGCACUCGAUCACGGCACCACCACAGAAGAAAGUCUGGAGACUUUUCUGGACAAGAGCGGCUCAUCUGUCCUCCCACAGGAAGUGGACUCCCAAUGGGAAUAUGGUGACCGGUGUUCGGCCUCAUCCGUUCAGGUUGGAAACCAAGAUGGCAGCCCGCAAGAAGCGCAAAUGUACGCAGACGUGUCUGAUGUUUGCCGCCACGAUGACGAGGGCGACGUGAGCUCUAAAGUUGCAAAUGGCUGCACGAUGGUGACGGAGCUUUGUUGGAACGAAGACGACGUGCCAUCUUCAGCCCACACUCAGGAGGCAACCAUGACCACAACGUGUCAGGAGAACAUGUCCGAGCCCAACUGCUUAGUGAAUGAGGGCUCGGAAGAUGGCGAGUGUUCAGCGUUGAUGUCUGGCCAGGACGAAAAAGGCCACGAUGCAUGUGCGCAGCCCACAGAAGCAAAGCUGGGCGGUGAGGAGGAGAAACGCCCUGAAACACACUUUAACGAUGUGGAGACGCUGACGGCCACGCCUGAAGUCACCAGCAGCCUGCAUGGAACGAAGGAAAACCAGCAGGAAAACAUCGUCCAGCAUGUUGCAGAUGAUCAAGACGGGGUCUGCCCCGCAGCGACAGAGGAUGACAAGAAAGUGGAAACGAUGGAGGGCGGGGAGGCUGAGGAGCUAUCUGAAGAAACUGCACAAGUGCUUCAAGAAGUCAGACCCGCUGAAGGCAGUUUGAGGAGCAGUGAUGAAGAUCUGUACAGAGGAGAAGAGGAGUCUCCCAAUGAUGCACAAGCGGCGCCGUUAGAGAGCAGCCCACUGGAGGCCAGAUGCAGUUUGGGCCCGGCGGUGGACAUUUUGUCUUAUAGCGAGCGAGAAUGGAGAGGCAACACGGCCAAAAGUGCUCUCAUUAGGAAGGGUUACAAGGAGCUGUCGCAGCGCUUUGCGAGUGUGCGUCAAGUGCGGGGGGACAACUACUGCGCCCUGCGUGCCACCUUGUUUCAGGUGCUCUCUCAGGCUUCUCAGGUGCCCGUGUGGCUUCAGGAGGAGGAGGAAUAUGAUGAUGAUGAGGACGAAGACGACGUGGCCGCGGAUCUGUCCGAGCUGAUGGGUCAGUGGACGUUUCCAGGCGAGGAUGAAGCGCAGCCGGAUGCUACUGUGCGGCUUCAAAGCUCCUUGGAGAUCCUCCGAAACAAGUGGCACGCGGCGGCGCGCUGCCCGUCGGCCGCCGAGCGCCUCCUGCUGUGUGACGCCGCUUUUCGAGGGGGUGAGGAGGAGGCGGCCAUGCUGGAGGCGCUCAAACUACUGAUGCUGCGCCGCGCCGUCCGGCUGCACGCCGGCAUGCGCGGCGGCCGCGACGUGCCGCUCUUCUGCUGGCUGCUGUUUGCGCGCGACUCCUCCGACUGCCCGCGUGCCUUCCUCGCCAACCACCUGAGCCGCGUGGGCGUCAGUGCCGGACUGGAGCAGGUGGAGAUGUGCCUGCUGGGCGACGCCUUGCACUGCACCCUGCAAGUGUACCGCCUGUACAUGGCCGACACCGAGGAAUUUGUGGCCUACUACCCUGCCGAGCACAAGGACCAAUGGCCCCACGUCAGUCUCAUCACCGAGGACGACCGGCACUACAACGUGCCCGUUGCCAACCUGGACCAAGAGGACAAUAGGGAAAUGGAAGAGGAGGAAGUGACGGCGGCAGCGGUCAGCUGAGAAGUUCUCCUUCCACGCAAACCCCCCAAAAACCUCAGGUCCGUCUCCAUUUUUUUUUUUCCUUACCUACACUGGACGCGUCGGUCUCCUUAGGGUGACCUCAUUAAUUUAUUAUUUUCGUUUGGACUGCUGUCAAAGAAGAAAAUCAGGUGUUCGCGUCGCAUGAGCGCGGGAGUUUUCAUUUUUGUUUUUUUGUUUUUUUUUUUUGCAAGUAUUGCGCAUAUAACGCGUUGCCUUUUGCAAAGCCAGAGAGGAGGAGCGCAAGCCACAAGCCGUCAAAGGCCCCCGUGCUCCUCCCUGUUGCCUUACAACAAAAAAUGCACAAGAGUGAAUGAACGUGGCCUCUCGCUCAUCAAUAAAACGAAAGCACAAGAAUCACUUGGCUUCCACCCGCCACUUCCUUCACAAGUGGACCAACUGAGGUGAAAACAAGUCUUACAGUAUUUGCUAUAUUUACGGAUUUGCUCAUGGGAGUGGCAAAACAUGAAGUACACUUAACUUAAAAAAAAAAAAAAA